Messenger RNA from Fragaria vesca subsp. vesca, 2013 nucleotides. Its product is annotated as primary amine oxidase-like. Gene Ontology annotation, molecular function: copper ion binding; primary methylamine oxidase activity; quinone binding. Gene Ontology annotation, biological process: amine metabolic process. Lineage: Eukaryota; Viridiplantae; Streptophyta; Magnoliopsida; Rosales; Rosaceae. Bases 1 to 2013 code for a protein of 670 amino acids. The transcript is spliced from 5 exons. The record is from RefSeq and is a predicted model, not a curated record.
AUGGCUUCUUCAACUUUGAUGCUCUUCUUCUUUCUCUCUUCCUUCUUCACCUUCUCACCAAUCCCAUGCCUCGGCCGGUACCACCCACUAGACCCUCUAACCCAGUCUGAGUUCACUCGGGUCCGAACUAUCGUCAGAAAAUCUUACCCCAGCUCCAUCCACAACCUCACUUUCCAGUACAUAGCCUUAGACGAGCCAGACAAAUCCCUAGUCAAGUCAUGGCUGUCGAAACCAAAACCAAAACCCAAAACCCUACCUCGCCGAGCCUUUGUCAUAACAAGGCUCGACAAACACUCCCACGAGAUGGUAGUGGACUUAUCAACUCGUUCCGUAGUCUCCGAUAAGGUCUACGGUGGACACGGCUACCCUUUGCUAACAUUUGAUGAACAAACAGUCGCAAGUGAGCUCCCACUGUCCUACAAACCAUUUAUCAACUCGGUGAAGAAGAGGGGGCAUAACUUGUCCGAGGUGGUUUGCACCACGUUUUCAGUCGGGUGGUUUGGCGAAGAACAUAAGAAAAGAGUGAUCAAAGUUUUGUGUUACUAUAUUGAGGGAACACCUAACUUGUACAUGAGGCCCUUGGAGGGAAUAUCACUGGUGGUUGAUCUUGAUGAACUAAAGAUAGCUGAGUAUUAUGACCGGGAUAGGGUUCCGGUGCCGAAAGCUCAAGGAACCGAGUAUCGGCUGUCGAAGCAGAAGCCACCUUUCGGUCCCAGAUUUAAUGGUUUCGCCAUUGUGCAGCCAGACGGACCUGGGUUUAAGAUUGACGGGCACACAAUAAGUUGGGCUAACUGGGUCUUCCAUCUCGGAUUCGAUGUUCGAGCUGGUCCGGUAAUUUCUACUGCAUCGAUUUUUGACGUCGAAAAGGCAACAUACCGUCAAGUAUUGUACAGAUCAUUCAUAUCCGAGCUAUUUGUGCCAUACAUGGACCCAACUGAAGAAUGGUACUACAAGACCUUCUUCGACGCCGGUGAAUUUGGGUUUGGUCAAUCUGCUUCGCCCCUAGAGCCCUUGACCGAUUGCCCUGAAAAUGCUGUAUUCAUGGACGCUCACUAUGCUAACUCAGAUGGGACUCCGGUGAAUAUAACAAAUGCUUUUUGCAUAUUUGAGCAACAUGCUGGGAGUGCCUUGUGGCGGCACACUGAAACAGUAAUUCCAGGAAUAACCGAGGUUAGACCAGAGGUGAACUUGAUAGUGAGGAUGGUUUCGACUGUGGGGAACUAUGAUUAUGUACUUGACUGGGAAUUUAAGCCAAGCGGUUCGAUCAAGUUUGGGGUUGGACUAACAGGAAUACUAGAGGUGAAGGGGGCGCCAUACACACAUACUGAUCAAAUAAAGGAGGAUGCUUAUGGUACAUUGCUUGCAGAUUACACCCUCGGGGUAUACCAUGAUCACUUUUUAACCUACUAUCUUGAUCUCGAUGUGGAUGGCGAAGCCAACUCCUUUGUCAAGAACAAUCUGGUGACAAAAAGAGUAACAGAUCAUAGCUCACCGAGAAAGAGUUACUGGACAGUUGUUAGCGAAACAGCGAAGACAGAAUCAGAUGCAAAAAUUCAACUGGGUUUGAAGCCAGCUGACCUAGUCUUGAUAAACCCUAACAAGAAAACAAAACCUGGAAACAACAUAGGGUAUCGGCUAAUCCCAGGAUCAGUAUCAAACCCACUUUUGUCCCAUGACGAUUACCCACAAAUCCGAGGUGCCUUCACCAACUACAAUGUAUGGGUCACACCUUAUAACAAGUCGGAAAAAUGGGCAGGAGGUCAGUUCAUGGAUCAGAGCCGUGGAGAUGACACUUUGGCUACUUGGAGCCUCAGGAACCGAGAGAUUGAGAAUAAGGACAUAGUGUUAUGGUACACCAUGGGAUUUCACCAUGUUCCUUGCCAAGAAGACUUUCCGGUGAUGCCAACAUUAAGCGGUGGAUUUGAGCUCCGGCCAACCAAUUUCUUCGAGAGCAAUCCGGUGCUUAAAGCAAUCCCUCCUAAGCAUGAGCACUUGCCUAACUGCACUAAAUAA